CUCUAGGCCACCUCCACUAUAUAUAAAGACCUUCCUGAUCGUCCAUAUUUCAUAGACUCCAUUUAUAUAUAUAUCCUCUCUCUCUCUCUCUCUCUCUCCUUGUGUUUGUUUUUGUGAGAAAAUGGCGCCUCUGAAGCUUCAUGGACUUCCAAUGUCCACAUGCACCACUCGGGCGUUGGUGUGCCUCCACGAGAAAGGUGUAGAUUUUGAGCUUGUUCCGGUGGACCUCUUCGGCGGUGAAAACAAGCAGCCUUCUUUUGUCGCUAAGAAUCCCUUUGGUCAGAUUCCAGUGCUAGAGGAUGGUGAUCUCACUCUUUUCGAAUCCAGGGCAAUUACAUCAUAUGUAGCAGAGAAAUUCAAGGAAAAGGGCACUGAUCUGAUAAGGCACCAAAACCUGAAAGAAGCUGCAUUAGUGAAGGUGUGGAUAGAGGUAGAAUCCCAGAAUUUCCAACCUGCAAUCUCUCCGAUCGUCUACGAAUUUUUCGUAUCUCCUCUUAUGGGGAAGACGCCGGAGCAGGCGGUCGUCGACGCCAACUUGGAAAAGCUCGGAAAAGUGCUUGAUGUUUAUGAGUCUAAGCUCAGCAGCAGCAAGUAUUUGGCUGGUGAUUUUUUCAGCCUGGCUGAUCUCCACAACUUUCCUUACACUUAUUAUUUCAUGAAGUCUCCAUGGGCUUCUUUGGUCAAUGACCGUCCCCAUGUUAAGGCAUGGUGGGAGGACAUUUCUUCUAGGCCUGCUUUCAAGAAAGUGGCUGAGGGUAUGACUUUUUGUGAGAAGAAAUGAUCAUGUUUAUUAGGGCUCUAAUAAUUUCCAACAUGUACGUUGGAAGAAUUUUUUUUUUUUCAAUCAUUCUCGAUCGCAUUCGCAUAUAUAAUUAUCCCACUUAAUUAUAUAAUAAUAAACUAACAAAAUUCUCUUUUAUUUGGGAUGAAUCCUAUAUUAA
This is a messenger RNA of Alnus glutinosa, 941 nucleotides long. Its product is annotated as glutathione S-transferase F13. The coding region runs from base 122 to 781 and encodes 219 amino acids. Lineage: Eukaryota; Viridiplantae; Streptophyta; Magnoliopsida; Fagales; Betulaceae. The transcript is spliced from 3 exons. Gene Ontology annotation, molecular function: glutathione binding; glutathione transferase activity. The record is from RefSeq and is a predicted model, not a curated record. Gene Ontology annotation, cellular component: cytoplasm.